AUCAUCACUUGGUACUUAAUUUCUAGUAAUUAAGUAGUGCCUUGAAAUGGACAGACAACCUCAACCUCGUCUCACCCGCCGGUUCACUUCCGCCGUAUACCGCCCGCCAGCUGCGCCGGCUAGGCCAGAACCUCCGGCCGCCCCACGACCACCGCUAUUUCGGCCUCAGGUGGCUGCCGCAUUAAUCACCACUCCUACACCUCCAGCUCCUCCUCCUACGGUGGGCAAUAUUACCCCAGCCCCCAAUACUACGGCGGAGACGGACACUAAUUUCUCGCCCCCGGAACCUACGGCCACUGGAGCCGCCUCCUCUGUCGCCGUCGACCCGCCACCACUAUCAAAUCCGGGUGAUGUUCCUAACCCCUCCGCCCCUCCACCUCCAUUGCCGGAGAUUGAUGAACCUCCGGCCAAAACCGUUACUUUUUCAUCAAGAUCGCCGCCACCGUCACCGAGAAAAGAGGCCGCCGUGGAUUCUGACAAAAUAAAUCCCGGUCUCGAUCCUCCUCUGAAGCAAGCCCUUGCCCCAUCGUCUGAUCCGGAAACGGAGUCGGGUGGGAGAGGAAGGUUCCCGGCGGAGGAAAAUGAUUUGGGGGUGGUUAAAGAAGAAAUAACUGAAAGCGGAGGGAGCAAGGGAAUAAUUUCCGAGGGCAAAGCCCAAGGGCAUGAGGGUAUGAGCGGGGACAGCAGUGAAUCGUCAGGAAAGCGGGAAGCAAGAAAGAUGAGGACGACGACCAAAGUCAAAGACAACCAUCAUCAUCAUCACCGUUCCUCAGAUGCUGAUAAUAAUUCAUCCGGAACUAGCAGUAUUAUAACACUUGCAGGAGAGAACAAAGGUGCCAUAAUGGAGCUUAGCCCAAUGCGCCCGAAACACGGCUUCAUCGGAAUCCCGCUGAGGCUUCAGCAAGAAAGGGCCGACGGCGAUGAGAAGGGAGGAAAGUUGUUGAAGACUGGAGAGAAGAGCAACAAUAACGAUGAUAACCGAAAGCAGUCCCCGGCUGGAAGGACGGCAUUCGUGAACAACAAUGUGCAGGGAAUCAACAAUUCAUUUCUACACGGCACAUCAAUCCAUCAUCGUGACCCCGGUGUUCAUCUCUCCAUUUCAAGCAAGCAUGGCGGCAACCGCUACGUCAAGAAUCCUUAAUUCUACCUCACCACCCCAUAAACUACACCGGAUGACAAUAAAUAGCAUUCAUUCAUUCAUGAGAAUAAAUAUAAUGUGCAAAUGAUUUCAUAUAUAGAGGAUAUUACUGAAUUUUAUACUACCCGUGGGAUAAUAUUUUUACUGAAUUAUUAACUAGUAUUUUACCCGUGGCAUAAUAUUUUUUAUCUUACGUGGUAUUAUUU
This is a messenger RNA of Cuscuta europaea, 1344 nucleotides long. The record is from the annotation of a GenBank genome assembly. NCBI's taxonomy places the organism in Eukaryota, Viridiplantae, Streptophyta, Magnoliopsida, Solanales, Convolvulaceae.